UACCACCUGUCAGUGCCCAUCAAUGUCAGCUGUCAGUGCCCAUCAAUGCCACCUUCCAGUGCCCAUCAGUGCCACAUCACAGUGCCCAUCAAUGCCACAUAUCAGUGACCAUCUGAGCUGCCUUUCAGUAUCACCUAUCAGUGCCACCUAUCAAUGCCAGUCAGUGCCACCUAUCAGUGCUGCCAAUCAGUGCCGCCUAUCAGUGGGCAUCAGUGCCGCCUAUCAGUGCUGCCUAACAGUGACAGUCAGUGCCACCUAUCAGUGCCAGUCAGUGCCACCUAUC
Messenger RNA from Staurois parvus, 283 nucleotides. The record is from the annotation of a GenBank genome assembly. Lineage: Eukaryota; Metazoa; Chordata; Amphibia; Anura; Ranidae.